AUGAUUAUGAUAAUUUUUAAUUUUGAGGUUAGGUCGGUAAAACAGGGAUCUAAAUUGUUCACCGAGAAUUCGGCGGAGGCAGUUUUCAUCGAAAAUGACAGAUGCCGACUCGGGUAAAAAGCCUGUUCUCAACCUUGAGGAAGAAACAUAAUAGCAGAGGUGCUUGAAGAAGCCAUUGAACAAAAGGAAGAGGCUCCAAAGAGGUGUCAAGAGUGGAUUUGGAAGAUUGCGAAGCUCAUUGCGGCGGUUAUAUUCGCGCUACUCCUUCCAUUCGAACUAUACGAGGAUUCGGCGGGCCGGCCAAUCCGCACCUUCGAAAACCUCGAUCAGUCUACAAAUGUUCGGUUCGUCUGGGCAUCACUGCUGCUACGUAAACUCGAGAUCGUGACACGUUCACGCGGCGUCGGAUGUUUAAAGGUGAAUCCGUGCGACGAGAAGCUACCGGAAUCAAGGAUUUCCAGAUAAUCUCAUCACGUGUCGAUAAGCUCAACGUUGACGCUGAGACAUGAAUCGACCAUUCAACAUUCACUAGCUGAAACAGCGAUAACGGAAGAGUAAGAAAACCACCGCGCUUGUCGCACAGUUCCAAAUUGGAAAAGACAAUGAAUUCAAACUACUUUGACUUGCCGCUUAAUCUGGACAGAGCGUGCAGAGUGUGUCUUUCGGAAAGUACAAACUUGUCGCCAUUAUUUUGCACCGAUCCCGAGGCGAGCGAACUUUCUGGGCUUUAUCAGAAAAUAGAAGUUUGCGGCUCGAUAGAAGUCCAAGAAGAAGAUGGGCUGCCUUCGCUGAUCUGCGAUGUCUGUAUCUACAAGGCGACUGUAGCGCACGAAUUUCGACAACAAUGUCAGAACUCGGAUGCUCGAUUGAGAUUGUAUUACAAUAAACCGGCAAAGUCCAACGUUACGGAUUCGAGCACACAAACUGAACCGCAAACGCGAAUUAUUCUUACAACCAAGACUACAAAUUCUCCAGGGAACUACUCCGUGAAACAAGAAAUGCAGACGGCAGGUUCACAGGACUUUACAACGUCAGGAGAGCCUUUUCAAUCGGCUGAGUCGUGCGGAGCUGAAAACAAAAUGAGGGAAGGAAUAGUGGAGGAGAAUAAAAUUUUUAAUAUAUGCAAUAUUGGAUUCGACGUAAACAAGGGUGACGAAAGAACCGAGACGUUAGAAGAUGACACUCGUCACUCUCCAUUUCCGCAAACAGAUUUAGAGGAGUCUGGCGAUGUGGGAACCGGGCCGUCGCUAGAGAGAAUAGAGGAGCAAAAAGAGGCAUCAGAAUUGCCUGACGUAAAACCAGACGAAGCUAAAAGUACAGAAAUGUCGGAAGAGGAUUAUCUUGUUGAAAGUUUGUUAAAUGAUAACGCAGAAGGAGAAGAUGUACCGCUCAUACAACGGGCGCAAAAUAUAAAGGCGAAAUCGUUGCCUACCAAGAGUUACACCGACGACAAUUGUAACGACGAUUAUGAAGACGAGGCAAAUAGCGACAGCCAAGAUUCUGAUUCAAUGAAAUUUAAAUGCAAAGUGUGCGAGAAAAGAUACGCGACGCAGAAAGGCCUGAAAAAACAUUCCCUCGUUCACGAAAAGCAACACAAAUGUGACAUAUGCUUGAAAUUGUUUUACAAGCUAGAAAAUAUGGAAAAACAUAAAAAGAUACACGUCUCCAAACCGCACGCGUGUCAACUGUGUCACGCCUCUUUUUCAAAGUCACAGAGUUUGGUACGCCAUCUGAAGUCUCACACGGAGAAAGUAAACGACAUUAUAAAACAAAUCAAGAUCGACGAUCCGAUCGAAGAAAAACACCCGAUAAACGAGCUUGAAAACGAGGACGAUACAGACGACGCGAGCGAAACUAACGACGAACCUGACGAAUUUGAAAAUGCUCCAGAGUUGUAUAAAUGUCAAUCUUGCAGCCAGUACUGUUCGACGUUGAAAAAUUUAAAGAGACACAGUCUUGUUCACGGAGAGAAAAAAUAUUCUUGUACCGUUUGUAAAAAAUGGUUUUUCCGACCUGACUCACUGAAAAAACAUGCGGAAAAACAUGGUCACGGACUGUUGGAUAAUCUAAUGUACGAUAACAAAUUGUUUGAUUCGGAUGACGAACCGAUUCCUAAAAGAAAAAGGAAACCAACUACGGAUAGUGGGGAGAGCACGAGAAAAGAGGGCAGCGAGGAAGAUGGCGGAGGCGAAUACAAGUGUCAGCAUUGCGAUAAAAUCAUGGCGACAAAAAAAGGACUCAGACGUCACGUGUCGAUGCACAAGCCAAAAGCCGAGCCGGCGACGUGCGAGAUUUGCGAAAAAGUUUGCGCCAGCCAAGCCAGGCUGGCUCUUCAUCAGAAGACGCAUAAUAAACCCAAGGAAAAAGUACCGCGAGAAUAUCUCUGCCAUAUUUGCAGCAAAGUAUACCCGAGCAAUUCGUCGUUAACUUAUCACGUGAGAACGCACACAGGGGUAAAGCCACACGUUUGCAAGAUAUGCAACAGCGGUUUCACAACAACGACCAGCCUAGCAAAUCAUCUUCGCAUCCACACGGGGGACAAACCAUUUGUUUGUCAUGUUUGUAGUGCCGCGUUUGCUGUCAGCUCGGCCUUCAGAAGACAUUUGACUCGCCACACGGGUGAGGCAAAUUAUUUGUGCAAAACGUGUGGGAAAGCGUUCAAGAGACUUAGCACACUGAAGGAGCACACUUAUACUCAUUCCGGUGAAAAACCUUACAUAUGUAAAACGUGCGGGGCAGCCUACAGUCACAGCGGGAGUUUAUUCGCCCAUCAAAAACGCUGUCGGGCUCAAUAUGGAGAGAUCGGGGUCCUCGAAGACCAUCAUCACACCGUCGCGCACCAUAUUCACGUUAAUAAUGUUCAAUCUGCUGUUCGAUCGCUUGCUGUUAUUGGCCAGAUGUUUUGAAAAGUCUUACUGCAACUUACAGAGAUUAACUCGUCGAUUGUUUUUUCCCUUUUUUUUUUUCUCUCUUUCGACAUUAGUGUCUCAAAAUCGUUGAAUAUUAUGGAAUGGUCAUGAAAUCUGAGUAACCUGAAUAUCUUAAACAAUUUCUAUUGAGUACAUUUUUAUUUUUGUCUAUUUUAUUAUUUCUGGGUUUUUUUUUUAGUAACAACGAACUCAUUUCGAGUAAGAGAAGGCGCGAUAAGUUUUUUAGUCCUGAAGAACAUCAGAUCUCUCGGUUUUUGUGGCCAACCGAAUACCAGCACUUGUGAUAAAUUGUCAUAUCCACGCUUAUUGGAAUAACUUCUUACCGAAACUGGUAAGAAAAUUUUUAUUGUCAACCGUACAUUAUGUAUGCGUUCUCAUUUUAGUUAACAGGAAAGGGUUAAUUACACAACAUUUUAUAAAUAUUUGGUGACAAAUAAGGUACUGGAUACCGAAUUGCAUGCAACAACGUCUCAGCCACAACUCGAAUUACUUUUGAUUAUAGAAUUCUGAAUCUUUUUAUAACGUUUGAAAAAAAGCGAAAACCCACUUGGCAAAUAAUUGUGAAUGCGGUAUCAUUCUAAUCACGGAUAAAAUUCUGGUCGAAUAGAUACAGGUUCGAAGAUACAAAUAUUUUUUAUGUUAAUCAUACGUUUUUCAAAGAAAUCAACAUUUUUCACUGAAAUAAGCACAAACUAAGAAGUUAAGCAAUCUUAAAAUCUAUUGACGAGUGGGUCAGCCCCUUGGUACAAAGAAAUUAUUACCUCCUAUUCGCAAAUCUCCAGGAAGAUCUAGCUUCUACCGUUUAAUAAUGAAUAAUAAGCUUGAACGGUGUUGGUGGCUUGAUACUUCGAAUUUUAACCCUUUCCUUUCAGAGCAAUUCACAAUUGGGUAGCAAAGCAAGUGCGUGAUUUUUUCUUACGGCGAUUCCGCAAAAAGAAAAAAGCAAAAGAAAUAGAAAAUAUUUGAAAGUAUAUUUAUUGAAGAAGAAAUAAAAGUAAGUAUUAAAGCGAUCUAUAUUUCUGCAAUAUAGCAUCAUUUUUUGUAAUAAUAAUUAAGAACGCCACUGAAUAUCGCAACCCAAGUGUGAAUCUUUUGAGAUAUCAUGUUAUAGUUGUUAAGUAAGAAAUGGUAAUGAAGCGAACUUACGAAUGUCUUGAUAAGUUGUUAGAAUAAUGAUGAUAAUAAUAAUAUUCGUAAUAUAAAAUUGCAUAAUAUUUCUCUACCAAUUAUUAUGUAAAAUAUAAACAUACAUAUAUCACUAAGCAUUACACCCAAGACAGAAUUGUAAAUAAAUAUCUUUAUAUUUCAUUUACCGCUAAGAGACUAUUAGGAAAGUCUUUCCGAAAGCAUUACACAAUAUCAUCUAGUUUAGGUAAGCAGCUGUAUAUUAAUUAUCAUUAAUCUAUAGUAGGCUGUGUACGUUUUCAUUUGAUCAGCGAUCAAUAUGUAUCAGGGUUAUAUAUGUGUGGUGGUCAUUGAAUGCAUGUCGAGAACGAAUGUAUUGGGUGAAUUUGUAACGCUCUUUAAAGUUGCUACGAAUAUGAAAAUUAUAUGAAAAAAAAAUAUCACUCAGCAACCGUAUUAUGUAAUGUACAAUAAUUCCGUGUUGUUAUUGUAUGCGAUUUUUAUAAAC
Molecule: messenger RNA, 4563 nt
Organism: Diprion similis
Lineage: Eukaryota; Metazoa; Arthropoda; Insecta; Hymenoptera; Diprionidae
Product: zinc finger protein 345-like
Exons: 4
Coding region: 603-2906 (767 amino acids)
Biological process (GO): regulation of transcription by RNA polymerase II
Cellular component (GO): nucleus
Molecular function (GO): RNA polymerase II cis-regulatory region sequence-specific DNA binding; zinc ion binding; DNA-binding transcription factor activity
Source: RefSeq, a predicted model, not a curated record